AUGGAGCUCCUCCGAACAACCUUACUGCUGGCAGUCGUGCCGGUACUUGUUCUUUGCCUACCGUAUUCAGAAGAUGUCUCGCACAGCAAGCGUUCCUCGGGUCCGUUAUGUUUGGCGUGUUCUUUGUCUGACCAUCCCAGCCAGUGCAGUAAGACGGUUCGCUGUGAGGAAGAUGAGGUAUGUUACGUGGAAAAGGUGACGAUUUCGGGAACGACGGACAAAUUCAAUCAAGGAUGCACUAGGGGACAGAUGUGUACAUCUUACUUCGGAGCAGUAGGUCCACAAGUAGGGAAAAGAGAGAACAGCCGGCCACGUUCUGUACCCGGGAACAAAAACAAACGGGUGAUACCUAUAUGUAAUAAAUGCUGUACUGGUGAUCUAUGCAACACUAACGAGUGUGGUGCUGGAGCUACAACAGAUCCUCCUCCAACUGUGUCACCCAACAGUACUACCUGGGUCCGAUUAAUCGGAGGCUCGAAUCCCUAUGAAGGUCGUGUAGAAGUGUUCCAUUCCGGCCGAUGGGGAACAGUAUGUGAUGAUCAUUGGGGUGGAGAAGAGGCUGCCGUAGUUUGUGGAAUGCUCGGUUUUGGACGUGAUGGAGCCGGAGCAGUACCAGCCGCUGGGUUCGGAAAUGCGCCAAGCUAUGCCCGUAUUUGGCUCGACGAAGUUAACUGCACUGGAACCGAAACUCUGAUAGAUCAAUGUCAACACAACGGCUGGGGUGUCAAUGACUGCUACCAUAACGAGGAUGCGGGUGUAGUGUGUUCUCCAAUGAGAAAUCAGGACAACUUCAUACUUCUUGUGGAUACUGGAGUCGGCGGCCUUAUCUUUCGCAUGGACAUCGACACGCAGAGUUUCUCUCCUAUACCGAUGAACCCUCUGUAUUCACCUUCAGCUAUCGACUAUGACCCCACAGAGGCCCGUAUCUACUUCGUCGACCCGACUCUCCGACAGCUCCUUAGCGUGCACUUUAGCGGUACCGACAUCCGGGAACUUGAGCAGCUUGAUGAAAAUGCUGAUUUGGAGAAGAUAUGUGUAGACCCUAUCAACAAGGUUCUAUUCUACGCUGAUACUGGAAAUAACUUCAUUGCAUCCAUUAAUCUUGACGGAAGUGACUUUACAAUUCUCGCUAAUGAUACAGUAGACGAGCCACGAGACUUAACUGUAGAUCCCCAGAACAGGGUGGUGUACUGGACAGAUUGGGGAGCCACACCUAAGAUCGAGAAGAUGAACUACGAUGGAACCGGAAGACAGACAAUAGCCACUGACAACAUGAAAUGGCCAAAUGGACUCGCAUUAGAUUAUACCACAAGAAAACUCUACUUUGUGGAUGCUAGUACUGACCAAAUAGAGGAGAUGAAUACAGACGGAUCUGACCGUCAAGUUAUCCUGACUGACCCUGGUUCGCAUAUGUUCGCGCUUUCGCUUUACAAACAAUACAUAUACUACACCGACCUCACCAGGAGUUCCGUAAUGAGAGUAAAUAAGGACGGAACUGGACUGACAACAGUUGGACCGCCAUCCUUCAAAACGCUGGCAGAUAUCCACGUACACCAUUAUGGUUCAGGCAUGCCAGGUGUGGUUACGCCAGCACCCAUUGUACAGGAUGAGACACAUAUGUUUGUGCGAUUGCUGGGAAAAGGAAAUCAUAACGAAGGUUUGGUUGAAGUUUACGCGAACGGCGUGUGGGGCACCAUUUGUGACGACGGUUGGACAAAUGCAGACGCCAGCGUAAUCUGUGAAAUGAUGGGCUUUGGCAAGUCUAACGCUGUGGCUGUAAAUGAGUCCUUCUAUGGAAGUGACGGCAGUGUUCUAAUCUUUUUGGAUGAGGUCAACUGUACUGGAGACGAGUCCCAUAUUGCACAAUGCACAUUACCGAGUGAUUGGGGAGUACACGACUGCCGUCACAGCGAAGAUGCUGGAGUCAACUGUCAUUUAGAUCCAAAUUCGAUCAAGAGCUUUGUGUUGAUGGCCGAUUCUUACACAUCUGAGAUUUAUCGAAUGGAUUUGGAAACCGGAAGUUACUCAGCUAUUCCAAAUAACAAUGUGUAUUCUCCCAUUGCUAUCGACUACGAUCCUGUAAGCCACGAUGUGUUUUAUACCGACGUUAGAGUGGGUGUCAUCAGAAAGACGUCCCUAGAUGGCGCCACCCAGUCGGAUCUGUUGCAGCUCAACAGAAUUUCUACUCCGGAUGGUCUGGUCGUUGACGAAACAAAUCGCCUGUUAUUUUACACCGAUACCGGAAAUGAUGUCAUCAGUAAAGUAGGCAUUGAUGGUACAGGUAAUACUAAUAUCAUCACAAGCAACUUAGAUGAACCCAGAGCGAUCGCCCUUGACGAAAAGAAUCAGGUGAUAUAUUGGACAGACUGGGGAAGUGACCCCAAGAUUGAAAAAGCUAACUAUGACGGGAGUGCCAGACAAGUUAUCGCCAAUGGUACUGGACUUAAACUGCCAAACGGACUUACCUUCGAUGAAAAAGACAGCAAGCUUUACUUCUGUGACGCGGGAACCAACAAGAUAGAAGUCAUGAAUACUGAUGGCAGUAACAGAAGGACACUGUUCGAGGACUCCGGGGCUCACUUCUUCGGUGUGGACACUGACGAACAAUACAUCUAUUUCUCCGACUGGACCAAAGAUGGAGUGAUGAAGAUACAGAAGGAUGGAGAGGCCGAGAUUCCUAUCGGUCCGCCAAGCUUCGUUCGUCUUAACGGAGUAGCUGUUCACAAGGCCAACUCUGUCUAAAUUCUCCCCAGCAUAAGAGUUCACAUAGGUGCAAGUAACAACUGGAGGACUGAUAAAAU
Molecule: messenger RNA, 2801 nt
Organism: Ylistrum balloti
Lineage: Eukaryota; Metazoa; Mollusca; Bivalvia; Pectinida; Pectinidae
Product: low-density lipoprotein receptor-related protein 6-like
Exons: 20
Coding region: 1-2742 (913 amino acids)
Cellular component (GO): membrane
Source: RefSeq, a predicted model, not a curated record